CAUCUUCAUCCAUCUCCCCAACCCCGUCCCUUCGGAUGCGCACGCGGUUGCAGUCCAUCGUCAGCCGCUGAACCGCCCGAUUACCUGCCUGGCGCCUUGCCCCAGUACGCCAUCCUUACUGCAAGGCCUUUGACACAGCUGAUCGGUUUCGCGCCACACGCGCUCCGAUCUGCGCAUCUUCGGGGCGAUACUCAAGCAAGGCACAGGCAGUAAAAAAGGCGGGCUUAGUGGUCCACGAUUUGGCGACUGCUGCUGCUGUGGUGAUAGAGUCAGGGCUGCUCUUUGCGACCGACGCGAAAGCCCGGGUGGGUGGGUUGCCUUUGCUGCAUAUCGCCUGCUUCGUUGCAAGGGGGCAUAUAGUGUCAGGUAAAUAUUUGCUAUAGAAAGAACUAAUGAACAAUGGUACAAAAUCUCGUUCGCAACGAUGGCGUCUCCGCGUUGGCGUAUUCUAUAAAUGAUGCAUCUGUAUUAUGGCCAUGUUCUUUGAAGAUUCUCUACUCGGACGCACAGUUUGUCGUGUCUCUCGGACACUCCAUUUCCAGCCAUGGGAUUGACGACAAGCAACUUAUUACCUUUCGCUAUGAAGGCGACAAUCUUAUGCCCGGCAAGACGUCGCUCGAGAAUGUCGCUGUUUCUCUCCCUGAUGGAUCGCUGGAUAGCAUCGCACGACAUGGGCAACCUCGCCCCCGGACGCUGUCGCUGAUGCUCAAAGCACCCUGUUCUGUAUGGUACCCGCACAGUUUUGGCAAUCGAGUGUCCAGCCUCCCUACUGGUUUCCACGAGCUCUUGACCCUAGCUAGAGCCACAGAAGUACGCAUCGUGUUUGAUAUAAAUUGGCUUGGGAAGAACAAUCUCGCCCGGCUCCAGAGCGCCGUUAAGGGCUCUAGGCAGCUCACUGGGGUUCCGGUUAUCCCUCAGUUCGCACGUUUGUAUCAAAAGGCCGACUGGUCAAUUCUCAACUCCAUUCUGGAUGUCAAGUCUGAAGCUCAUCUUCCUACUGAAGACUUGACAUCCGAAGCUGUACCUUCUAUCGAGGAUGCGGUAGCUGAAGCCCCUCCUUUUGAAGAUGCGUUACAUGACGCUCCACCUUCAUAUGCCCAUGUGUCGGGCAAGCGUCCAAGAGACGCUCGCACCAGCUUGACACCUGACUCUCCUCUACCGAAGCGCCUUCUCCAAGAUCACACACAAGCGUCCUCGCCAACAGAGCGCGCCAAGUCCAUAGCUUCUUCCACCUCGACCGUUCAAGUGGACGUUUUCCAAGACAUUGUCACAUCCGCCGUUAAAAAAGCGCUCCCAGAUCUACUACGCGCCCAGCUUCCCAGCCUGGUGCAAGAACUGCUUCCAGGAAUGCUUGCUGGCUCCUCGCCGUCGCCGUCUUCAUCACCAAGAUCACAUUCCAGCCAAACCGCGAGCGCACGCCCGCAACAUGAUCGAGCUCCAAACUACAAACCCACACCCGCGGCAGUCAUGAGAGCUGCUAUCAGCACCUGUACCGAGACGCACCUCCAAAGACUCUUGACCGAUACUCUCAAUGAAGCCUCCAACCAAACCUCUGAGCUUCACAACUCGGCUAGCGUAGAAUUUGAAGAUUACCUCGCCGACACCAGGCUUGAAUUCGCAGCGCUCAAAGAGGACCACAUGGCCGCCUUCGACGACAAUUGCAACGAAAAGUUGGCCGAGUUUAGAGAGCGACUGUUAGAAGAGAAAGAGGAGACACACAUGGAGGUCAAGGCACACGCUGAUGAGGCUGAAUAUGGUGCGGUGUCGAUGCAAGUGUCUGUGUGGUCCGAGGGACAGGCAGAGAAACGUGGAGCGAGGGCGAAGGGCAAUGUCUCUGCCUCUUUGAGCGACGAGGAGGCUGCGGAUAGCGCCACACCGACUCCUCACUCCAUCUCAGAAACACGUCUCUCGUAUAUAUGA
This is a messenger RNA of Exserohilum turcica Et28A, 1920 nucleotides long. RefSeq lists its product as uncharacterized. The transcript has 3 exons. Lineage: Eukaryota; Fungi; Ascomycota; Dothideomycetes; Pleosporales; Pleosporaceae. The record is from RefSeq and is a predicted model, not a curated record. Bases 400 to 1920 code for a protein of 506 amino acids.